Daphnia pulex (common water flea) is the source of this 754-nucleotide messenger RNA. RefSeq lists its product as uncharacterized. Bases 91 to 603 code for a protein of 170 amino acids. Lineage: Eukaryota; Metazoa; Arthropoda; Branchiopoda; Diplostraca; Daphniidae. Gene Ontology annotation, cellular component: extracellular region. Gene Ontology annotation, molecular function: chitin binding. The transcript has 3 exons. The record is from RefSeq and is a predicted model, not a curated record.
AACUACUGCCCCGACACAGCUAACCUUCUGUCGCAGUCUUCAAUCAGCCGUUCGUUUAGAACGCAGCAACUCCAGAUCGAGAGGUGGUGAAUGGCCCCGUCCGUCUUCGUGGUGAUGUGCGCAACCUUUCUGUUGUGGGCGCAAUUCGAGUCGACUUCCGCAGACGACCAAAUGCCAGAAGGGGCUGCAGUCCAACAUUUCACCGAGAAUUCCAGUGGCCUAGCAGGAAGUGUUGCUGAAGGACACCUUGCUACACCCAUGCCCAAGCACCGUUUCUCGUCCAUGUUAUCCGCUGCCAAAAAACUGACGAAAGCCGGUGCCUGUUCGCUGCCAGAUGAUCCUUCCGUUGACUUGGCGCUGGACCAUUUUGGAUCUAAUUUACCCGUGACAAAAAUCAUUUCAAUACCAGUUACAGAAUUCUCUUGUAAUGACCGCCAACCGGGUUAUUACGCAGAUAGAGAUAGAGAAGCGUCUUGCAAGAUUUUCCACUACUGUUACGAAGACAACCCCAUCGUUUCCUUCAUUUGUCCGACAUGUACCUUGUUUCACGAUGAAAAGCAACUCUGUGACUAUUGGUACAACGUCGAUUGCAAAGUGGGAUGAAGGAUUGCACCAAUAAGCCAUGAAUAUACUACACAACCUGCGAACAAAGAGAAAUCUGUUAUUUACAUCAUGUCCUCUAUUUUCGUUCAUAUCAAUUUGUAGUAAUAACAAAUUUUAUUACCUGAAUAAUACAAACGGUGUUCUUGGUUAA